This is a messenger RNA of Pelobates fuscus (common spadefoot toad), 10055 nucleotides long. RefSeq lists its product as uncharacterized. The transcript is spliced from 52 exons. Lineage: Eukaryota; Metazoa; Chordata; Amphibia; Anura; Pelobatidae. Bases 1 to 9978 code for a protein of 3325 amino acids. The record is from RefSeq and is a predicted model, not a curated record. Gene Ontology annotation, molecular function: protein binding.
AUGCCGGAUGCCGGCCCCAGCGGCCAUCUUGACCAGGCACCUCUAGGACAGCUCGAGCCGCUCCCUCAGCCACGCCGUCCCCCUGUCCUGUGCUGCCUCCUCCAAACUUACCAGGACAAUGCAAAAGCACCAACUCAGCCUGGCUCCUGUGUGACAAAUAGCACUCCUUACCCUGCAGGGAAAGAAUUCUUUGCAAUAUUUAUGCAAAAUCACAGCCCAAAGGAUCUUGCUCAACUGCAAGUGCAAGUAACUGGUGCAAAGCCAGCUACAACUGUUGAGGUUACCAUUAAUAAAUCUAAUUUCAAGCAAGAAUUUAAAGUAGGGGCAGGUGAAACAGUAAUAGUCCCCUUGAGUGGAAUUAUCGAGCUGCAUGGCACAGGGAUUUUUACCUCAACGGUAAUUGUAAGAGCUGAUGCUGAUGUCACUGUGUUAUCUUCCACUUCUAAACCCACCGGUGCUGAGUCCACAUUGCUCUAUCCCUCUAAUCAGUUGGGUGUUGAGUACGUUGUGGUCACUCCACCGUGGGGACCUUCCUGUGAAUACAAACAGUUUGCUGUAGUAGCGCAUAAUCAGUCAACAUCCAUCGACAUAUAUCUGAAACAAGACAUUCGUUUUCAAGGACGUGAUUACCUAAAGGGUCAAAAGAUCUCAGUAAUUCUGGAACCAUUUCACACUAUUCAGAUUCAAAGCCAGAAUGACUUGUCCGGGACACGAGUACUUGCUCAGAAUCCUGUGUCUGUCUUUAGUGGCCACACAUGUUCACAGAUCAAUGAAGCAUGCAAUCACAUCUAUGAGCAACUUCUGCCUGUAUCUAAAUGGGGCAAUAGAUAUUUUAUCCCAGCAUUUUCUCGUCAAGAAAAAUUUAAUGUGGCUUUAAUAACUGCCUCUAAGGACUUCAAUCUAGAUUAUAAAUUAGGAGGAGAUUCCAAGAGCAUGCCGUUAACUGCUGGACAAUUGUACCAGAUAGAAGUUCAUAAUUCCAAACCUUUAGAAAUACAGGCCAAGGAAACAGUCCAGGUUUUACUUUACAGCAAUGCCGGGGUAUAUGAUGGAAUACCUUUUGGGUCCUUCCUUUCUCAAAUACCAGAAGAAACAUUUUUCCAAAAAUCAUUUGUCAUCCAUGGUCAAGAAGACUUUGACAUGAAUGUAGUUUUCAUUAUUAUAGAGACUUCUGAAAAAGAAGGACUUCUGCUUGAUGGGAAACCUCUGGAAAGCAGGCCUCAGUGGAUUGAGUUCCCCACUUCUAAAUAUUCCUGGUCAGAGCAUAGCUUUGGCGGUGGUGUGAGUUUUCAUUCAAUGUAUCACCCAAGGGUCGCAUUUGGACUUAUUAGUGCUGGGUUUACAUCCUGCACAGCUUAUGGGUUUCUGGCAGAACCAGCCACUGAGGAAUGGGUUAUAGAAAUGGAAACUCCAAUAACGCAAGUGGAAGCACCUGAAAAUAAUCCGCAUGGGAACAAACCUUUAACAGAAGAAUGGACAGUGGAAAUUGAAUAUCCAAAUGGACCAGGGGAUGUAAUUGGCAAAUGGGGACUGGAAGUUUUGAUUCCUGAAGGAAAAGGACUGGAAGUUUUGAUUCCUGAAGGAAAAGGACUGGAAGUUUUGAUUCCUGAAGGAAAAGGACUGGAAGUUUUGAUUCCUGAAGGAAAAGGACUGGAAGUUUUGAUUCCUGAAGGAAAAGGACUGGAAGUUUUGAUUCCUGAAGGAAAAGGACUGGAAGUUUUGAUUCCUGAAGGAAAAGGACUGGAAGUUUUGAUUCCUGAAGGAAAAGGACUGGAAGUUUUGAUUCCUGAAGGAAAAGGACUGGAAGUUUUGAUUCCUGAAGGAAAAGGACUGGAAGUUUUGAUUCCUGAAGGAAAAGGACUGGAAGUUUUGAUUCCUGAAGGAAAAGGACUGGAAGUUUUGAUUCCUGAAGGAAAAGGACUGGAAGUUUUGAUUCCUGAAGGAAAAGGACUGGAAGUUUUGAUUCCUGAAGGAAAAGGACUGGAAGUUUUGAUUCCUGAAGGAAAAGGACUGGAAGUUUUGAUUCCUGAAGGAAAAGGACUGGAAGUUUUGAUUCCUGAAGGAAAAGAAAAGUGUAAAUUUCAUGAAAGUUUUUUCCCUAUUUCCCAAGGACUUGAAGUUUUGAUUCCUGAAGUAAAAGGACUGGAAGUUUUGAUUCCUGAAGGAAAAGGACUGGAAGUUUUGAUUCCUGAAGGAAAAGGACUGGAAGUUUUGAUUCCUGAAGGAAAAGAAAAGUGUAAAUUUCAUGAAAGUUUUUUCCCUAUUUCCCAAGGACUUGAAGUUUUGAUUCCUGAAGUAAAAGGACUGGAAGUUUUGAUUCCUGAAGGAAAAGGACUGGAAGUUUUGAUUCCUGAAGGAAAAGAAAAGUGUAAAUUUCAUGAAAGUUUUUUCCCUAUUUCCCAAGGACUUGAAGUUUUGAUUCCUGAAGUAAAAGGACCUAAAGGUGGGAUCCUUGGAGAAAAAGUUCUGGAAGGUCUGCUACCUGGAGGAAAUGGACUGGAAGUUUUGAUUCCUGAAGGAAAAGGACUGGAAGUUUUGAUUCCUGAAGGAAAAGGACUGGAAGUUUUGAUUCCUGGAGGAAAAGGUCCAGAAGGCAGGAUUCCCGGAGUAAAUGGGCCAGAAGCUUGGAUCCCUGAAGGAAAAGAUAUGACCACAGUUGGCAAGGAGUUUAUUACAGCAUUUUUGCAGAAUGCCAAUUCUCAAAAUCCUUCGAAAAUGCAACUUUUUGUGACUGCCAUCUCAAGUUCCACCACAAUCACUGUCUCUGUUACUGGGUCUAAUUUUAAGACUGAAAAGAAGAUUGAGAAAGGACAAUCUGUAGGAAUUGAAAUUUCGGAAUCCAUAGAGGUUUUUGGGUCAGGCACAUCCUCCAAAUCAGUGAUCCUAAAAUCAGAUGCGGAGAUUACGGUCGUUUCACAAAGUUAUAAAGAUGGUAGCACCGACAGAGCUUUGCUUUACCCAACCCGUAGAUGGGGCUUGCUGUAUUACAUCAUAACCCCUCCAUGGGGACCUGACACAGAGUAUAAAGAGUUUUCCGUCAUAGCUUAUGAUAAGACCACAACUGUCGAUAUUUAUCUCAAAGGAGGCAUAAACUUCAAAGGCCAGGUUUAUCCGAAAGGUAGCAAGCUGACAAUAGCCAUGGAGCCAUACCAAGUAGUCCAGCUUCAGAGUGCAGAUGAUCUCUCUGGUACAAGGGUGUUAGCCCAAUAUCCCGUAUCUGUUCUAAGUGGGCACACAUGCACCCAGAAAUACGGACAUUGUAGUCAUGUCUUUGAACAGCUCUUACCUGUUGAAAGUUGGGGAACUAGAUUUUUCAUCCCAAGUUUAUCCUUCCAGCCUAAUCCAGAUAUUGUAAUUGUUGGGGCCUUCAAAGAUACAAGGAUUGACUACAAAUCAGGAACACAAAAAGGAACAAAAAUGAUAGCAGAUGGGGAGGUGAUACAGUUUGAGAUCACACCAGCAUCACCUCUGACUAUGCAAGCUAAUGGUGGAAUUCAGGUUUUGUUUUAUGGAACUGGAGGGUUGUUAAACAACCAAAAACUUAUACCAUUCCUUACCAAAAUACCAGCUGAACAAGAAUAUGGCUUUAAAUAUCUACUCCUUGGGGAACCUGAUAUGGAUAGCAAUAUGGGAAUUAUCACAAUCCAGUCCUUGGGUAGGAAAGACAUGAAGAUUGAUGGAAAGCCUGCUAAAGGAAUAACUUGGGAAGAAUUUCCUGACUCAGAAUAUUCAUGGGGAGAAUACCGUUUUGGACAGAAUGCCACACCUUACCUCUCACAUCCUACAAUGCCGUUUGGUCUCCUCAGCAUUGGUUAUGGUAAUGAAUGUGGUUAUGGAUCUGUGGCCCCUUGUAUUAAAGAGGGGCAAACUGAAGAAGAGAAUCUUAUCAACCUGGAGCUUCAACAGGGAGGUGUUAAAGACGUGACUACCAUAGGCACCGAGUUUGUAACAACAUUUUUGCAGAAUCAUGAUGCCAGAGAAAAACCUCAACUAGAGCUGCUGGUUACAGGAACAUCCCCGUCCACCUUGGUAUCUGUCACUGUUAAUAAAUCUGAUUUUAAGACUUAUGUUAAGGUUGAAGAUGGAGAAACCAUUUCUAUCCCUGUCACAGAACCCGUGGAGUUGCUCGGGACAGGUCCAUCCCCAAAAUCUGUGGUCAUCAAAGCAGAUGCUGAAAUUGCGCUUGUUACACGCAAUUCUAAAGUUGGUAGCUCUGACACAGCUUUAAAUUACCCCGUACAACUCUGGGGAACGGAAUAUUAUAUUCUUACCCCCCCAUGGGGACCAAGCACUGAAUUUAAGGAGUUUUCAGUUGGCUCAUAUGAUAAACCCACGACUAUUGAUAUCUAUCUAAAAGGUGCAUUAAUAUUCCAAGGCAAGAAUUACCCCAUGAAUAGCAUGCUAACACUUACUAUGGAACCAUAUCAAAUAUUCCAAUUUCAGAGUAAAGAUGAUCUCUCAGGCACCAAGGUAGUAGCUCAAUAUCCUGUAUCCGUCCUUAGUGGGCACACAUGCUCCCAGAAGAAUGGAAAUUGUGGUCAUGUCUACGAGCAGCUUCUUCCUGUUGAAAGAUGGGGGACUACCUUCUUCAUUCCUGGCUUGUCCUUCCAGCCACUCUCAGAUAUUGUGUUUGUUGUAGCUUCCCAGGUUACUACACUACGUUACCAAACAGGAACAGAAAAGGGGCAAAAAACAGUGGCAGCUGGAGAGGUGGUCCAGUUCAAUGUUUCUUUUUCUUCUCCUCUGUUUCUCAAAGCCAGCACAGGAAUUCAAGUCUUAUAUUAUGGCACUGGAGGGACAUUACAAGGCAAGCCUUUUAAACCAUUCCUCACCAACCGACUCGAUAUGAUGAGUUUUGGCCUUGAAUAUGAGCUCAUUGGUCAGGACAAAAUAGAUAAUAAUCUGGGUAUUUUCACAAUCAAGAAUUCGGGUAUCUCCGGUCUCACCAUUGAUGAGAAGCCUCUAGAAGGUAUUGAUUGGAAGAAGUUCCCCAGCUCAGAAUACUCUUGGGGAGAAUACAGGUUGACUCGUGGCUUCAGUUUUCAUAGGGUGAAACACUCUACCGUUCCAUUCGGUCUUGCAAGCAUUGGAUACUCGAUAAAUAUGGCCUAUGGAUCUGUUGCACCCUGUCUCAAAGGGCAAAUGACGGUUGAAAUAAAACAGCCAGCGCUACCGGUGAAACAGGAACAACAGUUUGGAUCAGGAAACCCACUAGGGAGAGAGUUUAUCACUGUCUUCAUGCAAAAUUACGACCCUAAAGAGGUUCCAGAUGUUGAGUUGGUGGUGGUUGGCUCUUCACCGUCCACUGCUGUUUCUGUCACAGUGAACAAGUCUGGGUUUAAAAAAGAAGUUACACUUGCCAAAGGCCAACUGGCUUCAAUUCAUUUAAAGGGAAAUGUUGAGCUGAUUGGGACAGGCACAUUUUCAUCUUCAGUGAUAGUCCGAGCUUCAGCAGAUAUCAGUGUGUUUUCCCGAAGUUACAAACGCCUCAGCUCUGACUCAGCCUUACUUUACCCUGUGAGUGAGCUCGGAGUUGAGUACUACAUUGUCACUCCUCCAUGGGGACCCAGUAACCAGUAUACAGAAUUCUCUGUAGUUACUUAUGACAAGCCGAAUAUUAUCGAUAUCUAUCUUAAAGGUCUUGUCACUUUUAAUAAAGUGAAAUAUCCUGCUGGAAGCAAAUUUACCGUGGUUCUGGAACCCUUCCAAGCAGCUCAGUUCCAGAGCACUGAUGAUCUGUCUGGGACAAAAGUAAUGUCUAAAUAUCCAGUGGCUGUCCUAUGUGGACACACAUGUUCUAUGAAAAAUGGACACUGUGAUCAUGUGUAUGAGCAGCUGUUACCUGUGUCAAGUUGGGGAUCAACAUUCUUCAUCCCAGGCUUGUCCUUUCAAAGUAAAUUUGACAUUGCAUUUGUGGUGGCCUCACAAGAUACUACUCUGGAUUACCAAUCUGGUUCUAAAAAGGGUACUAAGCAAGUCAGAGGAGGAGAGGUCAGUCAAUUUGAAGUCAGUGUCUCCUCACCCUUGUAUAUCACAACCAGCAGCAAGUUGGAGAUCUUGUUUUAUGGCACAGGUGGAACAUUUAACAGAAAAAUAUUUGACUCAUUUUUGAUCAACAUGCCCGACGUAGAAAAGUUUGGAAACAUUUAUGUUAUAGUUGGACAAAACCUGUUUGAUACAAAUAUAGCUGUCCUUAUAACGAAGACCUCAGAGAAAUCAAUUACUAUUGAUGGUAAAUCCAUUGGUGGAAUACUAUGGAAAACAUUUCCAGAAACAGAAUACUCGUGGGGAGAAUAUAAUCUUGGAACAGGAUCUAGCAAACAUGUUAUAGAAAACAAAAAUUCUCCAUUUGGUCUCCUGAGCAUUGGAUUCUCCAAUCAGAUUGGAUAUGGCUUAGUUGCUCCAAGACUUGUGGGUGAUCCAUGUGCAAGAGCUCGAUGCCGGGCUGGAGAGAAAUGUGAAGUUAAAGAUGGCAAAGCAACGUGUUCUUACAAAUAUGUGGGCACAUGCUGGGGCUGGGGCGACCCACAUUACAACACCUUUGAUGGCUACAAGUUUGACCUUCAGGGCACAUGCACUUAUGUUCUGUCCAAGUACAGUGGAGGUGACAGUGGCCUAGUACCUUUCAGUAUUGAGGAGAAGAAUGAAUUUCGUGGGAGCAGCAUAGUUGCAUAUGUCAGAAUGGUUACUACCACUGUGCAUGGGCACACAAUUUCCAUUAAAAAGGGAGAAACACCAAGGAUUCGGGUUGAUGGAAUUUUACAAAACUUACCAGUGAUUUUGGAAGGAGGAAAAAUUCGAAUAGAGCCGAGUGGAAAAACCGCAUUAAUAAUUACCGAUUUUGGCCUGCGUGUUUCCUUUGACUGGAACUGGCAAGUUAUCGUAAAAUUACCAAGCAGCUACUACGGCCUUACAACAGGUCUGUGUGGAAACUUCAAUGAAAAUAGUCAAGAUGAUAUGAAAAAAUCAGACAACACAACAGCCCGCUCUAUCACGGAAUGGGCCGAAAGCUGGAAAGGCAACGAUAAAGACCCAUUUUGUACAGACGCAUGUGUCGGUAAAUGCCCAACAUGUGAUGAAAAGGAAAAAAGCAAAUAUGCAGGCGAAACGUCAUGUGGAAUGUUAACGAAAGACAAAGGUCCUUUUUCCAAAUGCCAUCCAGCAAUAGAUACAGAGAACUUCUUUAACAAUUGUGUCUUUGACGUCUGCAUGAACGGAGGAGCCAGACUAUUCCUGUGCCAUGCUCUCGAAGCCUAUGCUGCCGAAUGCAGAACACAAGGUGUUGAUGUUUCUUCCUGGAGGGAAAAGACAUCCUGUCCUAUGGAAUGUCCUCAGAACAGCCAUUAUGAAGCGUGUGGUACUGGGUGUCCGGCAAGCUGUGCAGACCGUACGUCUCAGGAGAGCUGCACGGAACCAUGCGUGGAGACCUGUCAAUGUAACACUGGAUUCAUUCUCAGUGGUGGCAAGUGCGUGCCUGCGACUAGCUGUGGCUGCAACUACAACGGUUUCUAUUAUGAACCAAACGAAGGUUAUUGGUCUGACGAGAGCUGCAGCUCAUAUUGUAUGUGCGAUCCAGCCUCUGGUAAAGUGGUUUGCCAAGAGAAGAAGUGCAAGUCGAACGAGAGGUGUUCAGUUGUUGAUGGAAAACGUGGCUGUUACCCGUCCGGCUAUUCAACCUGUACAUUCUCGGGAGACCCCCAUUACAUUACCUUUGAUGGAAAAAAAAUUGAUUUCAUGGGCACGUGCAUCUAUCAACUGGUGAAAGUCACCUCAACGGAUCCCUCGUUAACACCCUUUACAGUCACAGCUCAAAAUAACAACCGUGGCAAUCGAGUUGUUUCAUCUACUAAGGAGGUUACAUUUGAAGUUUUUAAUCAAACUAUCGUCAUCAGUAAAGACUAUCCCAGAAAACUUCUGGUGAACGGUAUCCAAACCCAACUUCCAUUUUCCUUUGAAAAUAACAAAAUAACAGCUUUCAUUAAGGGCGUCCAUGGAUUCAUUAAGACAGAUUUUGGUCUGACUGUGACGUAUGACUGGAACAGCUACGGUAGGGUUAUUCUCCCUAACAGCUACGCCAACUCAGUCAGCGGUUUGUGUGGAAACAACAAUCAAGACCCAAAUGACGAUCUCACUAUGAGCAUUGGUGAGAGAAACGAUAACCCAGUAGAGUUUGGUAAUAGCUGGAUGGUGGGAAAAGUCCCAGGGUGUUCCAAACAAUGUGAAGGAGAUUGCCCAACGUGCUCAGACCAGGAUAAAACCAAGUACCAGGCUGAUGAGUUUUGUGGAAUCAUUAAAAAGGCCGAUGGCCCAUUUGCCGGCUGCCAUGCUUCGAUUGAUCCGGUGACGUAUUUCAAUGACUGUGUUUUUGAUGCUUGUCAGUUUCAAGGUCAAACUUUUGCUUUCACAAGUGCCAUCGGCAGCUACGUGUCCACCUGUCAGGCUGCGGGAUUUAACAUCAAAGAAUGGAGAACAUCGGUUACAAGCCUCGUUUGCCCCCCGAAUAGUCACUACGAGCUGUGUGGGUCAGGCUGUGCCCCAACGUGCUAUGACCUCUCCUCUCCACAGACAUGCAAACCUUCUUGCACUGAAGGAUGUUACUGUGAUAGUGGAUUCAUCCUGAGUGGAGAUACAUGCGUGCCGAUUUCCCAAUGUGGUUGUGUGCUCAACGGCAAAUACUACGAAAAGGGUCGGAAAUUUUACAUGGACAGGUCAUGUGCAACAUGGUGUGAGUGCCAUGCUGAUGGACUUCUAAGCUGUGAUAACCUCCCUUGUAAUCCCAAUGAAGAAUGCAAGGUGGUGAAUGGCGCCCAGAGAUGUGCAUCAGACCGUUGUGCAAAAUGCACUGCCAGUGGUGCACACUACAUUUCCUUUGAUGGUCUUCCCUACAACUACGAAGGGACAUGUUCCUACACAUUAGUAAACUCCACUACCCAAAUCUCGCGUCUAGAGACUUUCUCAGUGAUGGUGGAAAAUGAAAAAAAAGGAAAAUUAAUUGUACCAAAACAAGUGAAGGUCUUGGUAUUUGGUUAUGAAUUUAUCAUGGAAAGGGGAAUAAAAUGGAAAAUAACGCUUAACAACCAAGUCUACAAUCUUCCAUUGAACUGCCCGUGUAAGAGAGUGUGGAUAAACCAGGAAGGGAAGAAUAUCAUCCUACAGACACACUUCGGGCUGAAAAUCCUCUUUGAUACAGAAUACCAGAUCAUUGUUCAGAUUACAGGAAGCUACUGGAACAAUGUCCGUGGACUCUGUGGGAACUUUAAUGAUGACACAACCGAUGACUUAAUGCUUCCUGAUGGAAGUUUCACCAGCACAGUGGAUACUUUUGGAGCCUCUUGGAAAAUCCCGGUGGAAGGGGUGAUAUGCCGGGAUGGAUGUAGAGAUACUUGUCUCAUUAUUAAUUCCAAAUUAGUUGCUGCAUUUGGCAAGGAGAGAUUGUGUGGAGUACUGAAAUCUAAAACUGGACCAUUCAAAGAUUGCAUCUUGAAAGUCAACCCAUCAAACUAUUUCAAGAACUGUAUCCUCGAUAUGAGCCAGGAAAAUUCACCCAGCACUCUGUGCAUGAAUGUUCAGGCGUACGUGUCCGCAUGUGAAGCGGCAGGAGGAACAAUUGAACCCUGGAGAAAUGACACAUUUUGUCCGUACACCUGCAUCAGUGGGCAUUAUGAUGAAUGCAUGCACAGCUGUGAUCAGACAUGUGCUGUAAUGACUGGAUCAAGUACCUGCACUUCAAGGUGUUUUGAGGGAUGUUCGUGCAGUGAUGGGGAGCAUUUCAAUGGAGAACAAUGCGUAUCUGGGGACAAAUGUGGCUGUGUAUAUAACGGAUUCUAUCUAAAGGCCGAAGAAUUUUUAAUAUUGCCAGGCUGUCGCAAGAAAUGCACUUGCAAAGAUGGCGGGAAUGUCGCCUGUGAGGCGUUUGCUUGUGGUGACAAUGAGACUUGCUCUGCUGAAAAAGGGAACGGUCGAUGCUUAGAAGUUUAGGAACUGAAAUGAUUACUGUCUUUUUUCCUGAAAAAAAUAAAUGUAGAAAAAAAAGAAAACAAGAAGAAAAAAGGAAA